CCCUGACUCAGUCCUUCCUUUCUUGUGGACUGUGCAGCAGCUCACAGAAGAACUCCGCAGCAGAUGAUGUGUGUUUUUCCAAAGCUGUUCAAUGACAGAAGAGACGCACGAGAGAAGAGAUGGGCAAUGUUCCUGGACCUGCAGGGAAACGGCGUCAGUGCUGCGCGCUGCUCGGACUCGUAGUGGCGGCUGUGCUUCAGCUAUGCGCAGCGUUUAACUUGGACACGGACACGCGCCUGGUUUUCAGCGGACCGCCGGGAAGUUACUUCGGUUAUUCAGUGGAGUUCUUCGGUAACUCGUCCAGUGUCAGUGUUGUGAUCGGGGCUCCAAAAGCUAACACCAGCCAGCCUGACAUCACUGAAGGAGGCGCAGUGUUCUCAUGCUCCUGGAGCCAGACUAACUGCAGCAUCAUCAACAUUGACAAACAAGGUGAUCGAUAUUUUUAUGUUAAUGACGUGAACACUCAGGUUGAAUAUAAGUCCCAUCAGUGGCUUGGGGCUACCGUGCGUUCCCAUGGCAACAGCAUCGUGGCUUGUGCCCCCAGGUAUUACUGGAGGACAGAACAUGACACGCCCUUUGCUGAUGUUACGGGAACCUGCUACCUCUCUGUAGACAGCCUUAAAACGUUUGUGGAGUACGCCCCCUGUCGAACAGAGAGACAUGGACCUGCUGGACAGGGAUACUGUCAGGGAGGAUUCAGUGCUGACUUCACUAAGGACGGGAGGGUUGUGCUUGGAGGACCUGGCAGCUUCUACUGGCAAGGGCAGCUGAUCUCAGCCACCACAGAAGAGAUUGUGAAAGCCUACUACCCGUCUUAUUUCCUGCUGUCAGUCGCUGGGCAGAUUCAGACCCAGCAGGUGCAGGGCAGCUAUGACGACAGUUACCUUGGUUACUCUGUGGCUGGUGGUGAGUUCAGUGGGGACGAUGAAGAAGACUUCAUAACUGGAGUUCCAAAAGGACUCAUGCUGUAUGGUUUAGUUUCUAUAUUAAAUGGGAGGAAUCUGAAGUCUGUGCUCAACUUGACAGGGGAGCAGAUGGGCUCCUACUUUGGUUACGCAGUGGCAGCCACUGACAUCAACAACGACGGUCUGGAUGACCUGGUGGUGGGAGCUCCAUUGUUCAUGCUGCGUGGGUCCAGUGGGCGUCUGGAGGAGCUGGGAAAGGUGUACGUGUACCUGCAGAAGGGUCCGCUGCUUGUGGAGGAGGGCCACUCCCACCUCCUCGGUCGACAGGCCUUCAGCCGGUUUGGCACCUCACUGGCUCCGCUCGGCGAUCUCAACCAAGAUGGAUUCAAUGACUUGGCCAUCGGCUGUCCCUACGGAGGAGACGACCAGCAGGGAUUGGUUCUCAUCUAUAACGGUCAUACUAAUGGACUGAUGAACACGCCCACUCAGACACUCUCUGGCCAAUGGGCGUCUAGCUCUUUCCCAGCGAGCUUUGGCUUUGCUCUGCGGGGCAACAGGGAUGUGGAUGAAAAUGGCUACCCAGAUCUGAUUGUCGGGGCGUUUGGGCUGGAUAAAGCAGUGCUGUACAGGGCUCGGCCAAUCGUGAGUGCCAGCGUGUCCCUGACAGUGCAGCCCACCAUGUUCAAUCAAGAGGAGACUUGUCGGCUCAUCACGAUGACAGAAACCUUUGAUGUGUCUUGCAUCAGCAUCAGUUUCUGCCUGCUGGCUCAUGGAAAGCACCUCCCCUCUCGUCUAGGUUUUUUGUUGGAAGUUCAGUUGGACAGCAUGAAGCAAAAUCAGAAAGAAUCCACAAGGAGGACUCUGUUCCUGGACACUCAGCAGUCCGGUCUGGUGAAGACCUUCCAACUCACCAAUGGAGAACGACUGUGCCAUGACACCAUGAUCUAUUUACGGGGUGAAGAGGAAUUUCGAGAUAAACUUUCUCCCAUUUACAUCAGUCUGAAUUUCAGUCUGGAUCCUCAUGCCUCUGUGUCCCAGCAUCACCUCAGACCAAUCCUGAACUAUGGGACUCAACAGCUCAUAGAGCAGACGGCCCAGAUUCAACUGGAUUGUGGAGAGGACAACAUCUGUGUUCCUGACCUCAAACUGGCUGUUAUCAGUGACAGAGCAGAGGUGUACCUGGGCGAUGACAACUCCGUGAGUCUGAUCUUCAAUGCAAGGAAUGAAGGAGAAGGAGGGGCAUACGAGGCUGAGCUCUAUGUGCUCCUCCCUCCUGAGGUGGAUUACAGCGGGAUAGCACGCAACAACGCGAGUUUGACACAGCUGACGUGCAGCUAUGAAGCAGAAAACCAGACCCGUUAUCUUGUAUGUGAUUUGGGAAACCCCAUGAGGCCUGGCAGCAGUUUACUGGCCGGCCUUCGCUUCACUGUGCCCAGACUGACAGACUCUUACAACACAGUACAGUUUGAGCUCCAAAUAAGGAGUAAAAAUGCUAAUAAUUCUGAGAGUGAGGUGGUGCUGCACGAGCUGGAAGUGGCUGCCAUGGCUGACGUCAUCCUGCAGGGUGUUUCACGGCCAGACAAACUUGUCUUUCCUCCUCCAAACUGGACUGUUGAGCAGAUUCUGAGGGACGAGCAGGACGUCGGCCCUGAGCUUCAGCAGGUCUAUGAGCUGGUCAAUCAUGGUCCCAGUGUGGUGAGCCAGCUGACAUUAGAGGUGAGGUGUCCUCUGAGGGCUCACGGCCAUGAGCUGCUCUACCCUGUGGAGGUGCUGACCGAGGGGGCGCUCAGCUGCUCCCCAAAAACAACCAUCAAUGCACUGAAACUCAAGCUCCUGUCUCCACCAGCAGAAGAUCCCACGUCACUGAAAUCCAACACCAGGCGUCAGCACAUGCAGAGGAGGGAGGUGCACAGAGAUCCUCUGGCUGAACAACGAAACCUGAGCUGCUCUACAGUGGAGUGCUGGCAGCUGCAGUGCAGCACCGGGCUGAUGGAGAGAGGAGACAGUGUCAUUGUGACUGUUCGCUCCAGAAUCUGGGCUGAAACAUUCAUGGAGAGAGCCUACAAGCAAUAUGCUCUGGAAUGCUCAGUUCAGUACGAAGUGGUCAAGAUGCCUUACGCCAUUCCCCCCAAAUUCAAGGCACUGGGAUCAAAAAAGGUGGUGACAGCUGUGAUGUGGAACAGGACGGACGGUCUGUUCUUUGUUCCAAUAUGGAUCAUCGUUCUGGCUGUUGUCGCUGGACUGCUGUUACUGACCCUGCUCAUAUAUCUACUGUACAAGAUGGGCUUCUUUAAAAGGUCAGAUCCAUACAGCACGACCAUGGAGAAGGCCCAGCUCAAACCCCAGGCGUCAUUUGAGGCAUAGGAUCCAUGACAGAGUUUGCCUCCCUCCCUGAAUUGGGAUUAUUUUCCCUUCCCAAAUCCAGAGGGAAACUUAAUGAAGAGACAGUUAUGGGUGUUGUAUCACUGGAAUACAAAAUAUCUGGUGCUGCACUUAAUUUACAUGCACUGCUCUUUUUUGUGAUUUAUGAAGCUGUGGAUAAAGAAACAAGGACUUUAUCCUGAGGAGUUCAAUCAUGUUACAGGAAAAUUAACGCACCUCCACUGAAAGCAGCAACGCUGCGUCAUUUUCUUUCAUGGAAGCAAUGUUUGCAGUGUUCAAUCUCUGGAAAUUCCUGCUUUUCCGAAGCUAUAAACCACUUAUUUAUGUGUUGAAAGUGUUUCUGUUCUGCCUUGCGGGACAAUCUUGGUCAAACUGCGAUGUUUAACUUGAAGCAUUCUUCUCCCAUAUUGGGAGGCAUUUGUUGUGUGUGUUGUGAUGUAUGUAAUGUGUUCAUGUUGUUGUGGCCCAGAAUAAAGCCUCAUGUUUGUAUACUCA
Messenger RNA from Solea solea (common sole), 3782 nucleotides. Its product is annotated as integrin alpha-5-like. The record is from RefSeq and is a predicted model, not a curated record. Gene Ontology annotation, molecular function: integrin binding. The coding region runs from base 120 to 3269 and encodes 1049 amino acids. The transcript is spliced from 30 exons. Gene Ontology annotation, cellular component: integrin complex; external side of plasma membrane. Lineage: Eukaryota; Metazoa; Chordata; Actinopteri; Pleuronectiformes; Soleidae. Gene Ontology annotation, biological process: cell-matrix adhesion; cell adhesion mediated by integrin; integrin-mediated signaling pathway.